AUGUUCCAGUAUGCAGACAUUUGUCUUCCCCACGCUGAAACGGUGACCGUCAGCUCGAGCGCUGAUGUGACUAACCCCUCCAAAAGAGGGUUUGCGCAAUCUAGGAGUGGAGUGGGACUGGGGAUGCGCUCCAAACCUUACCCGACCCCGGCGCGCAGACGUCACCGCACCACGUUCAGCCACGAGCAGCAGGAGUUGUUGGAGCUCGCGUUCGGACAGAACCACUACCCGGACAUCUACGGCCGCGAGGAGCUGGCGCGCGCCACUAAACUCAACGAAGCUCGAGUACAGGUAUGGUUCCAGAAUCGCCGUGCCAGACAGCGCAAGCAUGACCGUGCUGCCCAGAAAGUCUUGCCCAUCGCCAUGAUGCCUGGGCGUGCUGCCCUUCUGGGCGGCUUAUGUGUGCAGUCCCCAGGGGUCGGGUGGCAGUGCCAGUGUUCUCACUCCCUCACGCCAGUCUCCCGGUUCUCAACAGUGGUGGCCCCUAGUGGGUACACUCACCACGCUGUGCCAAGCAACCAGUGCCCAUCAGGAGCGUUUAGCUGCCAGUCUGGCACAGCUCCUGGCCCACAGUCUCAUCAACAGGAGGACUGGUACUGCCAACUACGCAGCAUGAACCCGCCGGCCAACCUGCCCCAUGCAUCUAUGCUCUCGCUGGCUUCCAUGUCAGCGUUAGACUCAGCUGGACACUGGAAUUAG
Messenger RNA from Clupea harengus (Atlantic herring), 699 nucleotides. It is a transcript of the gene prop1, whose product is annotated as PROP paired-like homeobox 1. Gene Ontology annotation, biological process: pituitary gland development; regulation of DNA-templated transcription. Lineage: Eukaryota; Metazoa; Chordata; Actinopteri; Clupeiformes; Clupeidae. The record is from RefSeq and is a predicted model, not a curated record. Gene Ontology annotation, molecular function: DNA-binding transcription factor activity, RNA polymerase II-specific; DNA binding.